Molecule: messenger RNA, 1324 nt
Organism: Coccinella septempunctata (seven-spotted ladybird)
Lineage: Eukaryota; Metazoa; Arthropoda; Insecta; Coleoptera; Coccinellidae
Product: protein scylla-like
Exons: 3
Coding region: 141-551 (136 amino acids)
Biological process (GO): apoptotic process; regulation of TOR signaling; negative regulation of signal transduction
Cellular component (GO): cytoplasm
Source: RefSeq, a predicted model, not a curated record
UAGCCCAGAAAUCGUCAGUUAUCAACAGGACAACUGUUUGAGAGUAAUAAGUUGUUGCGUCGAGCUUUCACACGAGAGGCGACCGGCUUUUGUAUGUGAUAUUAUUUAAGUGUUAUUGCUUAUUUCGAUAUUUUAUAAAAAUGGAAGUUCUUCCCAUCGGUCAACAACAUCUGGAAUAUCAAAACCAGAGCAGAUAUUACAAUCCCAGUGCAACAUCAGAAGAACUGACACACGAGAACUCAGUGAUGAUACUUUCAAAAAAGUUAGAAGAUGAAAUACGCGCCGCUAAAAGGACUCAUCUCUUAUGCGGAGAAGUUUUGUUACCUUGUGGACUGCUUCAAAAGAUCUCAGAGGAUAUUUUGAAUAUCGCCGAUUCGGAAUUGUGUGGUAUUAGAGGUUGUACGCUUUAUCUGUUAUUCGAAGGUGAAGAGGACUGUAGGAGGUUGAGCACCGUCAAGAUUGAUCCGACGAUACCGUCUACUUUCGAGCUGUACCUCACCUUCAAACAGGCGAAUGGUGGCUGGGGAUUCUUGCCUCAAUUCCUCAAGUAAAAAAAUAACAGGAGGAGGCACAGUGGUUAUCAGUACCGAAUACGAAUUAACCAAAAAAAAAUUAUAUCGCCCCAAAUCGACUUAAACCACGAAUUUGACUGAAUGUAAAACGAAAUGAGUCGAUUAACCUUUAAGUUUUCUAUUUUUAUAGAUGUAAAAAUAUUGAAAAAUUUAAAAGCGCUGCGUGAUGUUAGAUUUAGUUGUUUUUUAAAAAAAUAUUUUAACAGUAUUUUCUAUUUUAUCUUCGUUUGAAGAUGUUGAUUCGUUUCAUAUUAAAGCGAAAAUAUUAUAUCAGUGAAAGUGAGAAUUAUUGAUUCAUUCAAAUUAUUGUUUCUGACAAACGUUUCGAGAUCAUGAGUGAUAUUUGCCAUCCUUGAAUUUAUACAUUAUAAUAAUGUAUAAUAAAUUGAUAUGACACCGUACCUGUACUUAUAUUUGUUUGGAAGUAUUGUGUAGAGAGAUAAUUUAAGAAGUUGAAAUUUGCUUUUUUAAUUUUUUUUCUUGUGAUAAUAGAUUAGUGUUUGUGAAAGAAUGAUGCAAAACAUGCAUGACCGUACAAAUUUUAAUAACAUGUAUGUUUAAAAUUAUGUAAAAUAUUUAAGAGGCUAUAACAUCUAGAAUUUAAGAAUAUUUUAUAUAAGUUUUUAUAAAUUGUAGAUUUUAGAAUGUUGUAGUACUAUGGCAAUUCGAUGUGAUAGUACAGAUUUGUACAAGUCUCAUGCUUGAAUACUACUUAUUCUACAGUGAUCAUCAUUAAAAAAGAUUUUUUAUAA